Phyllopteryx taeniolatus (common seadragon) is the source of this 2069-nucleotide messenger RNA. RefSeq names its product heparan sulfate glucosamine 3-O-sulfotransferase 6. NCBI's taxonomy places the organism in Eukaryota, Metazoa, Chordata, Actinopteri, Syngnathiformes, Syngnathidae. The coding region runs from base 281 to 1366 and encodes 361 amino acids. The transcript has 2 exons. Gene Ontology annotation, molecular function: [heparan sulfate]-glucosamine 3-sulfotransferase activity. The record is from RefSeq and is a predicted model, not a curated record.
GAAGUGGCAGUCACUCGGGACGAGCCGAUGAGUGUUUCCCCCACAGAGACACGCGGGACUGGAGUAGGAUUCGUGCCGGACACGCACACCUGCCAAUCCUCCCCGUGAGGACUCAGGUGCUUGUCUUGACGUGAUCGUUCCGGAGAGGAAGACAAUGGGAGCGCGUUUUGACGCACGCUGCGCAACUUCGCCGCCGCUUGCCGCCGUUCAGCGUGGAUGUUUUCUUCUUUCGUCUUUGAAAACGUGCCUUUUAAAAAUCAAAACAUAACUAUGAAGACUCAUGGGAUGUAGUAGAUGGAGAGCUGCGUUCAACUUCGGACACCUCAAGGUGCAGUCCAAGCUGUCCGUCUUCUUGACAAUGAUCAUCCUCUUCGUGUAUCUCUUCUACUGCCUUAACGGAUUCUGCGAGUCCUUGCCCAGACCCGUGUAUGACCAGCAGACUCACCACAAAAACAAAAAUGUCCAAAACGACGCACAAAAGACAUUACCGAAGCAAGCCGGUGCGUCCUUUGCCCGGGACCAGUUCUCGGACUUUGCUUUCAGCACAAAUAAUAAUAGCAUCUCCAUAGCGAACAACUUUGGGAGCAAAAAGUUUCCUCAGGCCAUCAUCAUCGGGGUGAAGAAGGGAGGAACGAGGGCUCUCCUGGAGUUCCUGCGCAUCCAUCCGGACGUGAGAGCAGUCGGAGCCGAGCCUCACUUCUUUGACCGCUUCUAUGAUAAGGGACUGGACUGGUACAAGAAUCUGAUGCCCCGUACACUGGAUGGUCAGAUCACCAUGGAGAAGACCCCCAGUUACUUUAUCACAAAGGAAGCCCCUCGUCGCGUCUUCGCCAUGAGCCGCCACACCAAGCUGAUCGUGGUGGUGCGGGAUCCCGUGACCCGCGCCGUUUCCGACUACACGCAGACCGUGUCCAAGUCACCGGGGCUCCCGUCCUUCAAGAACUUGGCCUUCCGCAACGCCACCACAGGCCUCAUCGACACCUCUUGGAGCGCGGUGCGUAUCGGCAUCUAUGCCAAACACCUGGAGAACUGGCUGCGCUACUUCCCGCUUUCCAGCUUCCUGUUCGUCAGCGGCGAGCGCCUGGUGACGGACCCCGCGGGCGAGAUGGGCCGCGUCCAGGAUUUCCUGGGACUCAAGCGCGUGGUGACUGACAAGCACUUCUAUUUCAACCAGACCAAAGGCUUCCCCUGCCUGAAGAAGCCAGAGGGGAGCAGCAGGCCACGGUGCCUGGGGAAGUCAAAGGGCAGGCCCCAUCCGCAGAUCCCCGCAGACAUCCUGCUCCGACUCAGAGACUUUUACAGACCUUUUAACCUCAAAUUCUAUCAAAUGACGGGUCAGAACUUUGGCUGGGACGGCACAGCUUGACACCAAAGCUUUUUUGAAAGUUGACAGCGGCGAGAGACAACCUGCAUUACCAAAGUUUUUACUGUGCAAAACAGGCCUUGCAAUCAUUUCUUUUGUUUUAAAAAUCCAACAAUAAAACUAAAUAAAUGGUCAGUUUUGUGUGGUCAGUAGUUUUCAGUUUAGUUCAAGUGCUAUGAUCAGAUUAUGAUAUACUGUAGCACGAGGUGCGUCAGAAAAGUCCCAGGACUGGUGUCACAAAUGACAUAUUUCAAACACAAGGAUCUACGGAAGAAUCCUUCGAGGAGUGUAUGAAGGCGUGGCAUUAAAAGGCUCGGAAAGUUACUCAAGCGGGAUCACCUCAAAGGGAUAAAUGUGUAACUUGUAGUUUGGAUUUGAAAUACUGUGUAUCUUUUGCGAUGACAGUCCUGGAAAUUUUCUGAUGCACCUCGUAUAUGCAGUAAACGGUAUUUCUAUUUCCUUCCCAUGCAAACCCAUUUCCUGUACUGUCCUUUCAGUUUUAAAGAUUUAAGCACAGGGAGAUGUGGUGGAAAGAAGAGCAAAGUGUUGUUUUUGUUGCAAGAGUAUCUCAAAUUUGAAAGAUUUCAUACUCACAUUCAACUGUAUAUUUCUGAGAUCCUAAUUUAUAAGAUGACAAGAUAUUGUUGAAAUGAUUUUUUGUAUUUGGAAUUAUGUUGAACAAGGUGACUAAAAUGUUUAUUCUUAA